This is a messenger RNA of Nyctereutes procyonoides (raccoon dog), 2915 nucleotides long. RefSeq names its product KN motif and ankyrin repeat domains 3 (gene KANK3). Gene Ontology annotation, molecular function: protein binding. Gene Ontology annotation, cellular component: cytoskeleton; cytoplasm. Lineage: Eukaryota; Metazoa; Chordata; Mammalia; Carnivora; Canidae. Gene Ontology annotation, biological process: negative regulation of actin filament polymerization. Bases 240 to 2744 code for a protein of 834 amino acids. The transcript is spliced from 13 exons. The record is from RefSeq and is a predicted model, not a curated record.
GCGCGGCGGGGGCUGCGGCUUCAGGCUCUUACAAGGCAGGAGCAGAACCCUGUGGCACUCCACUCAGACAUCCUAGGGAGUCAGAAUCUGACCAGAUGAAUUUCUAAUGAGCCCAUGAAGGGCUUCCAACUCUCACCUUCUUCUGAAGGUUCACACCUCAUCCCUUUGAGCACCAAUUUCUAAUUUUGCCCUGGGACUGAGAAAACAGCAGGGUGUGUCUGGCAGCUACUCCAGGAAACAUGGCCAAGUUUGCCCUGAAUCAGAACCUGCCCGACCUGGGCGGCCCUCGCCUGUGCCCCGGCCCCACCGCGGGCGCGCGCAGCCCGAGCUCGCCCUACUCCGUGGAGACGCCCUACGGCUUCCACCUGGACCUGGACUUCCUCAAGUACGUGGAGGAGCUGGAGCGCGGCCCCGCCCCCCGCCGCGCCCCGGGCCCCCCGCCUGCGCGCCGCCCCCGUGCACCCCGGGCGGGCCUGGCCGGUGCGCGCAGCCCGGGCGCCUGGACCUCCAGCGAAUCCCUGGCCAGCGACGACGGAGGAGCGUCGGGCGCACUCUCCCCGGGCGCGCCCUCGGGGCUCCUGCUGUCGCCGCGCGUGCCCGCGCGCAACGCGCGCGUCGAGCACACGCUCCUGGAAACUAGCCGGCGGCUGGAGCUGGCGCAGGCGCACGAGCGCGCGCCCAGCCCCGGCCGCGCGGUCCCGCGCAGCCCGCGGGGGUCCGGCCGCAGCAGCCCCGCCCCCAACCCCGCCCCCGCCCCCGCCUCCCCCGGGCCCGCGCAGCUGCAGCUGGUGCGCGAGCAGAUGGCCGCGGCUCUGCGGCGCCUGCGCGAGCUCGAGGAACAGGCGCGCGCGCUGCCCGAGCUGCAGGAGCAGGUGCGCACGCUGCGCGCCGAGAAGGCGCGGCUGCUGGCGGGGCGCGGGCUCCUGGAGCCCGACGCGGAGGCCGAGGCGCGUCCGGACAAGCUAGCUCAGCUGCGGCGGCUCACCGAGCGCCUCGCCACCUCCGAGCGCGGCGUCCGCGCCAGGGCCGGCCCCUGGGCCGACGGCCCCGACGGGCCGGCUUCCAGGCGCGGUGAGGGCGCGCUCGAGGUCCCCGACGCAGCCGGGAUCCCCGACGCGGCGCCGCAGACGCGGGACGCUGGCACCCAGGCGGUGCCGGAGACCCAAGACGCCAGGGCGCAGGCGGAGCCGGAGACCCAGGAGGCCGGCGUGGAAGCGGCCCCCGAGACCCUCGAGUCGGACGCGUGGGUGACCGAGGCGCUGCUGGGGUUGCCCGAGGCCGCCGAGCGCGAGCUGGAGCUGCUCCGCGCCAGCCUGGAGCACCAGCGCGGGGUGAGCGAGCUCCUGCGCUGCCGGCUGCGCGAGCUGGAGGAGGCCCGAGAGGCUGCCGAGGCGGAGGCAGCGGCGGCAGCGGAGGCCCAGCCCCAGCCCCGCGAGGCUGCCACCCAGACCCUGUGGGGUUGUGCCGCGAAGGCCACACAGACCGAGACCCCCGCCGAGGCCUCCGGCCCGAGUCAGGAGAACCCGUCGGGACCCACGGAUGGGGACAGAGCCGUGGCCCCCGCGGGCAUCCUCAAAUCCAUCAUGAAGAGGAGAGAUGGUACCCCCGGCGCCCAGCCCAGCCCCGGACCCAAGAGCCUGCAGUUUGUGGGAGUCCUGAACGGCGAUGGGGACAGCCACGCCCAGCUCUCAGGACGCGAGAACGAGCCCACAGGGAGCCUCUCACCCCGCCCCAGGUACGAGAGCUCGUCCAGCGAGGACGACAGUGACAGCGACAGCGAGGACGGCGCCGCCGAGCCUCCAAGGAGCAGCUCCUCCGGGGACGACAGCGGCAGGGAUGUGGGGGACGACAGUGGCGGGGACGUCCUGGAUCCCGAGCGGGAGCCAGAGCCGGAGGCAGAACCGCAGCCCGGUGCGCAGGGCAGGUGUGAGCUGAGCCCGCGCUUGAGGGAGGCGUGCGCAGCGCUGCAGCGGCAGCUGAGCCGGCCCCGCGGAGUCGCCCGCGACGGCGGCGCCGCACGCCUGGUGGCCCAGGAGUGGUUCCGAGUGUCGAGCCAGCGGCGCUCCCAGGCCGAGGCUGUGGCUGGGGUGCUGGGCGCUGUGGGGCGCCUGGGCCCCGAGCUCCUGGCGCACGUGGUGAACCUGGCCGAUGGCAACGGAAACACAGCCCUGCACUACAGCGUGUCCCACGGGAACCUGGCUAUCUCGAGCUUGCUGCUGGAUACCGGGGUCUGCGACGUUGACCACCAGAACCGGGCUGGCUACUCAGCCCUCAUGCUGGCUGCGCUCACCUCUGUGGGGCGAGAAGAGGACAUGGCUGUGGUUCAGAGACUCUUCCAUCUGGGGAAUGUUAACGCCAAGGCCACCCAGACAGGACAGACAGCCCUCAUGCUGGCCAUCAGCCAUGGCCGCCAGGACAUGGUAGCAGCCCUUCUGUCAUGUGGGGCUGAUGUGAAUGCACAAGACGCAGAUGGGGCCACAGCGCUGAUGUGCGCCAGUGAGUACGGGCGCCUGGACACUGUCCGGUUGCUGCUGGCCCAGCCAGGGUGUGAUCCGGCCCUCCUGGACAAUGAGGGCACCAGUGCCCUGGCCAUUGCCUUGGAGGCUGAGCAGGAUGAGGUGGCUGCUCUGCUGCAUGCCCACCUGACCUCGGGCCAGCCAGAUCCCCUGUCACCUCUUGAGUCCACCCCUGAUGUGCCUGAUGGAGAAUGCAGUGACCAUAGAGAAGACCCCCAGCCUCAGUGACCAGCCUGGCACCUUGGACCUGGAUUGGGAGAAGAGAGUUAGUUCCUUCCACCACCCCAGCCUCUGGGACACAGCAGGGGCCAGGGUUAGUCAUCCAGAUAACUAGCCUUGGGCCCAGAAAAAAGCUUGGAUGACAAGACCCACUUUCAGAAUAAAACAUUACUAACUCAA